AUGGUACAGACGCAAUUCUGUAAGAAGGUCAAGUUCGUGCGACACGACGGAGCUCGCGAGUUUGCAACCAACUCGCUUCAACUGUUCUACGAAGACGAAGGCAUUGAACAGCAGACAACGGUGCCGUAUGCACACCAGAACAACGGAACAGCAAUCGCGCCAUCGGGACUAUCGUCACGAUCGGCCGUAGCAUGCUUCAUCAUGCCAAACUGGACAAGUGUUUCUGGGCCGAAGCAGCGAUGA
Molecule: messenger RNA, 243 nt
Organism: Peronospora matthiolae
Lineage: Eukaryota; Oomycota; Peronosporomycetes; Peronosporales; Peronosporaceae
Source: the annotation of a GenBank genome assembly